CACCCCUGGCAGCCAUCGCACCUUCAGAUUCACGCACCAGUUACAGAAGUUAAUGCUUCUCUGCCACAGUCAACAAGAAGAAAGCGAAGCCAAUCACAGCCAUGAGAGCCGUCGUUCAGCGCGUCGCCUCCGCAAGCGUCCAGCACUCUUCCAGGUCGAAGGCCGCAUUGUGUCUGAGAUUGGACCGGGCCUUCUCGUCCUUGUUCGCCUCCACGAUUCCAAUUCCGACGCCGAUGCCGACUACAUAUGUCGUAAAGUCUUGAACAUGAGAUUGUUCCCCAAUGAAAGUACAGGCAAAGGAUGGGACCAAAGUGUAAUGCAGAGGAAUUAUCAAGUUCUAUUAGUGAGUCAAUUUACCUUGUAUGGAUUCCCGGAGGGAAACAAGCCAGAUUUUCACGUUGCAAUGCCACCUCAAAAAGCGAAGCCCUUUUAUGCAUCUUUGGUUGCUAGAUUCAGGAAUGCCUAUAACACUGAUGCAAUAAAAGAUGGAGUUUUUGGAGCAAUGAUGAAGGUCAGUUUGGUUAAUGACGGACCAGUAACAAUGCAGCUUGAUUCACAAUCUCCAAAGAAUUCAGUUGAUGCCACAGAAUCUUGAUGAAGUGGCUGGCCUGCUUUCAUAAAAAAAGGACCUAACUCAUCGGAUUUGAGUUAGGGAAAAUAUACGGAGGCCUAGGAUUGUGGAGUAAUCCUCUAUAUGCCUCCUUUUUGUUGUUUCAUGUGUUUGCCAACUAGGAACAUUUGAUGAUAUUUUUGCACUACUUGCAUUAUUUUGUGUACAACUCAUGUAUUUUGUGCCCUGAUUCAGUGAGUCUUGGUUGUAAACCUGUAGAUAUGACAAAAAUACUUGUGCAAGUAUAAAUAUAUGUAUUUUGAAAGAAUUAGAAUGAAAUUGAUGAAUUUGUGCAACACUUCCUCCCCUUUUGUGUUUUGUGAAAAUUAGGGUUGAGUGGUGAUUUUGCGAUAUAAGUGUUUUUAAUUGUAUGUGGUGCGUUGCAUGGGUUCGUAAGAGUCUAUUGAGUAUGGUUGGAUGGUCGAUGUGAGUUAUUAGCACGUGUGGUUGAAUUGGGACACCCAUCUGUAAAAUUUUGUAAAAAAGUAGUCAAAAAUGGGUUUUGGUGUCUAACUUUUUAUAGAGUAAGAGUUAGAUUAUGAAAUCGGUACCAUUAGCUAGAGCAAGAAGAAAACUUUGUGUAGACACCAAAACCACGUCAACCAGAUAUCAAACAGAGAUUUAGGACACGUCGAAAGCUUGAAACAUUCUUACUCUGCUAAACACACUUAAUAAAUAAAACUCAUGGUAAUCGAGGGAUUAGCUUCAAAGAAUGAUUACCAAGGUUUAAUCCAAAAGGAAAGGAUCUUAAGUUUUUUAAAUAGAAACGAGAUAAAAAUUGAUCAAAACCUUUCAUAUUAGAGUAAAAAUAAGUUUUGAAAGCAUGGAAUACCUUAGAGGAGUGAAAGAAGUCGAAAACGAUUGAAAACAAAUUAUAUACUGAAAUACAGAGCAAUGUGCCGCAGCGGAUGCACUUUGCGCCACGGCGUGUUGCUUUUUAUGCCACACGCUGCGAUUCAAGCUCCAUGUGCUGCAGCACAAAAUUCUACCGGUUCUGCUGUCAGUUGACAGUAAAAUCGAGAAAACUUUCGACUCACCCCAAUUCUCCAUCCGACGUCCGAAUGACGUGAUCUAGGUAUCUACAGAAAGCUCUUUUCCUGUACUAACUUAUGGCAUGGGUUUUACUUCCAAAAUAAGAUACACUAAGAAGUUGGACAUUCAAACACAUUUUAACCACUUUUUAACAUUUUUACACAAAAUGGGUGUCCAAAACCCUCAACAAGUACCAAAUGCUUUUCCUAACACCUGGACCAUGUCCAAUGGACUUAGGACUACUAGUACAACACAUCACAAGCAUCGAAACAUCAGUAUAACUAAAAUUUACUCCUCUACCUCAAUUUACUAAAAACAAAAGGGGAGGUAAUUUGCCAUUGCAUUUAACUCAAAUCGUUCAAAACAUGCUCAGAUCUUCAUUUCUACACUUGCACUAGUAUUUUGGCCCUAUAAAACAUAUAUAUGUCAACAUAUACAAAAGCUAAGGGCCCAAAAUAUAAUUCUAACAUUUUCAACCACCAAAAUAGUACAAGUGAGGUAAUAUGCAUCUUAGAAUUGGCAAGUCAUAUACUAUUACACAAUUAAAGC
Molecule: messenger RNA, 2191 nt
Organism: Prosopis cineraria
Lineage: Eukaryota; Viridiplantae; Streptophyta; Magnoliopsida; Fabales; Fabaceae
Exons: 9
Coding region: 53-595 (180 amino acids)
Biological process (GO): tRNA metabolic process
Cellular component (GO): cytoplasm
Molecular function (GO): D-tyrosyl-tRNA(Tyr) deacylase activity
Source: RefSeq, a predicted model, not a curated record